This is a messenger RNA of Anolis sagrei ordinatus, 472 nucleotides long. NCBI's taxonomy places the organism in Eukaryota, Metazoa, Chordata, Lepidosauria, Squamata, Anolidae. The record is from RefSeq and is a predicted model, not a curated record.
CUCUUUCCUUUUCUUCCGAUACAGGACUUGCCACUCAACAGGCCUGUUCCGCUGGGCCUUGCACCGGAGUCAUGGGUCUUGCUGGAAGGAUCCAUUCGUCCAGAUAGCAAAUGGUUCUGCUUGGACUUUGCUUACGGACAUUUCCGUGAAGCCAACAUCCCUCUACGGUUGCAGCUCAGCUUUGAAGGACCUUCUUCCCCGGCGAUGAUAACCCUCAACGCUUUCAUAGACAGACAGUGGGGGAAAGAGAUCCGGGUACCAACCCAUAUCCGUCCAGGAGAGAAGUUCAAGAUGCAACUCAUUGUCACCUGGAAAGGCUACAAGAUAAUGGAGAACGACACCUUUCUGUGCGAUUUUGAGCACCGCCUUCCCGUAAACAAGAUCGUUUUCCUGAAGAUGAUUGGAGACAUCAAACUCGAGAAUCUGAAAUCAAGCUGGGAGAACAGCAACACAAGGAGGAGGCUUCGUUGAC